CAGAGUUGAUUUCACUCUUUUCUGAUCCAUCCCCCUUGGUAUAUCCUCAAUCAAAGCAAUGAACGACGACCACCAGACUUCUGCUCAACCAAACACCCUCAAGCGGGCUCUUUCUCAGUCUACUACUUCCUCCACCUCAUCAACCACCACCAACUCCCACGCUACGAAGGCUAGACAUCACAAAGCAAGCCGCCUGUCCAGCGUAAAACAGUUCCUCCGGUCGCGCUCCCACUCUCCGACCGCAGCUUCUAUCCCUUCGAAUCGCUCCUCUCCCUCAUCUAGCUUCGACAUUCCUCGAAGCAUUCCUGCAAACUCUACCCCUCCUCGCUCUGCGAGCCCCGUCUCCACCAUGUCUCCGAGCAGAGUCUCCACCGACGACAGCGCGACCAACAAGCGUGUACAUUCCACACACAUGCGCAGAAGCGGCCACGACUACCGUCGUUACAGCGGCACAGUGAACCACUACGGCCGUCACUCGAAUGACUGGCUGUUUGGAGGCUUCAGUCUGCGGGAUACCGUACGAGAUGGAGUGGAUCGUCUGAGACACCAUCAUGCCAAGGAUUGAGCCUACAAUAAUUUUCACGCUUAUAUCUUGUGGAUUUAUUCCAUUCCUGGGUAUCUUUGCGGUUCUUCUAUUGCAACAGAUGAUUUUCUCCGGUCGCAUUAGUGGCCCUCCACCAUCAGGCUUUCAGCGCUUCAGAAAUCGCUCCGCCGUUUGUUUGAGGAGCAAAUUGGGGCCAGUCUGGCAACAGAGUGCCAGCCAAUUUCUUGAGAGUUUCAAGCAUGAAAAGGGAAUCCCUACGCGUCGAGUCAAAUACUCAUGCGUCAUGCUUGGGUGAUUUCGCUUCGGCACAAAAGGCCGUUGCAUCGAUCCCAUCGGAUCAGCACGAGAACGCCACGCGCGUCUGUUCUGUUCUGAUCGAUCCGAACUGGAUCUACUUUAUGACAUGUUACGAACAUAUACCCGCUAUGCUAUUUGUUUGAUUCCAAUCAUAUCACUUCCAUAGUGUUCAUGCAAUCUCACACAUUACG
Messenger RNA from Aspergillus costaricaensis CBS 115574, 1032 nucleotides. RefSeq lists its product as uncharacterized. The coding region runs from base 59 to 565 and encodes 168 amino acids. The transcript has a single exon. NCBI's taxonomy places the organism in Eukaryota, Fungi, Ascomycota, Eurotiomycetes, Eurotiales, Aspergillaceae. The record is from RefSeq and is a predicted model, not a curated record.